AUGUCUCCCUUAAGACGCGAUGGUAUUGUUCCCGAUGUCAUCGAUUCGGUGCCAAAGGAUACGAUUACGGUGAAGUACUCGUCUGGAGUUGAGGUAAAUCUCGGCAAUGAAUUAACACCGACUCAAGUGAAGAACAGGCCAGCGGUGAGCUGGACGGCGGACACCGGUAGCCUCUAUACGCUAAUAAUGGUAGACCCGGACGCGCCCAGUCGUCAGGACCGGGCGUACGGCGAUGUAAAACAUUGGUUAGUGAUUAACAUACCGGGCGAUGACGUUAGCAAUGGGCACACUUUGGCUGAAUUUGUCGCUUCCGGUCCACCGAAAGACUCGGGUCUUCACAGAUAUAUAUUUCUAGUGUAUAAACAGUCGGAUGUGAUUCACACCGACGAGAAGACUGUGUCCGAGCGUUCAAUCGAUGGCAGAAUGAUGUGGAAU
This is a messenger RNA of Medioppia subpectinata, 435 nucleotides long. Lineage: Eukaryota; Metazoa; Arthropoda; Arachnida; Sarcoptiformes; Oppiidae. The record is from the annotation of a GenBank genome assembly.